AUGGACGGUGCCGACCCAGACGUCGUCAUGGGCGGUGACGACGGGCCAUCAAAUCACACGUCAACCCCCAACGGUGUCGCCUCGGCUGCGGCUGGUGAUCCGAAGAGUGGAAACCCGACGCCAUCUGACGAGGAAGAAGAAGAGGAUUACGAAGAGUACGAUGAGGAGGUAGACGUCGUCGACCAGACCCGCAGACGCGGUCUCCUACCCACGGCGUGUUGCUACGACGACCGAAUGAAAUUGCAUGUUAAUGCUGACUUCGGCGCCACUCCUCAUCACCCUGAAGACCCUCGUCGCAUAGAGGAGAUCUUCAAAGCGUUCAAGAGAGCCGGCCUGGUCUACACAGGCCCCGAGGCGAAUGUCGCUCAGGUGUUGAGAGACACCCCUACCAAGUACAUGUGGAGGAUUGGCGCGCGCGAAGCCACCAAGGCAGAAAUCCUAACCACCCACACACCCGAUCACUACCGCUGGGUCGAAGACCUGUCCCGAAUGGACUACGCAACACUGCGAGAAACCAGCAAGCAGUACGACCAAGGCCGAGCCUCUCUCUACGUCGGCAGCUUGACUUUCACAGCGUCGCUUUUGUCUUGCGGCGGUGCCAUUGACACUUGCAAACAUGUGGUCGAGGGAAACGUCAAGAAUGCGUUCGCCGUCAUCAGACCGCCUGGUCACCACGCAGAGUACGAUCAACCACUGGGGUUCUGCUUUUUCAACAACGUACCUGUUGCUGUCAAGAUCUGCCAGCAGGAGUACCCCGCAGAUUGCCGAAAAGUCCUUAUCCUAGACUGGGAUGUCCACCAUGGCAACGGAAUUCAGAACAUCUUCUAUGAUGAUCCCAACGUGCUGUAUAUUUCUCUUCACGUGUAUCAAAAUGGAAUCUUCUAUCCUGGCAAGCCUGACAACCAAGAUAUCCCAGACGGAGGCUUAGAGCACUGUGGCACGGGGCCUGGCCUGGGCAAGAACAUCAACAUCGGAUGGCAUGACCAGGGAAUGGGCGACGGCGAAUACAUGGCCGCAUUCCAGAAGAUCAUCAUGCCCAUCGCCAAGGAAUUCAACCCGGAUCUGGUCGUCAUAUCGGCAGGUUUCGAUGCUGCCGCUGGGGACGAACUGGGUGGUUGCUUUGUGACACCUACCUGCUACGCCCACAUGACGCACAUGCUGAUGUCUUUGGCGGACGGUAAAGUUGCUGUGUGCUUGGAAGGAGGUUACAACCUUCAAGCAAUCUCUACAUCAGCCGUCGCCGUUGCUCGCACCUUGAUGGGAGAGCCCCCGCCAAAAAUGGACAUACCCAUGCUUAACAAGGAUGCGGCAAGAGUGCUGGCAAAGGUACAGAGCUACCAGGCGCCGUACUGGGAGUGCAUGAGACCUGGCAUCAUACCCGUUCCUGAAAUUCAGGAUCUCAAUGCCACCAGAUUGCAUGACCACGUCAGACUCGGUCAACGACAGGACCUCUCGCAAAGACAUCAGAUGAUUCCUCUAUUCAUCCAAAGGGACCAUCUCUUCAAAUCGUACGAAAACCAGGUCUUGGUGACACCCGACAUUCAAUCUGCGCGCCAACUGCUCGUCAUCAUCCACGAUCCGCCAGAGUUCCUCGCCCAGCCUGACGUCAUCGACCGUCACAUCGAGCUUCAUAACGCAUGGAUUGUCGACAGUGUAUCCCAAUACAUUGAUUGGGCUGUCAAUGAAGAUAUUGCGGUGAUGGACGUCAACAUCCCUAGCAAGGUUGUGCGGGACGAGGAUAUGGAUCCAUACAACCCCAAGAUAGCGGACAAGGAGCUCCUUGCUGAACUCCAGGAGCUCUUGAACUAUCUCUGGGACAACUACAUUCAGCUUUACGAAGACGCAAACGACAUCAUUCUCAUGGGCGUUGGCCGUUCUUACAAUGGGGUCAAACAACUCCUCACGAGCCGAGACUGCAAGUCACGCAUAGCUGGAGUCGCAAGCUUUGUGGAAGGUAUGCUGCGCCCAGUGAAGUCUGACGUGGACAACGAGCUUUCGACGUGGUAUAAGGACCAUUCGCAAAUUUACGUGUCUCACGACCACCCCUGUUGGGACAGCGAGGACACAGUUCGCCGAGUUUCUAAGAGGCGCUUUGGUACUGUUAUCCGCAGCGAGACGAGUGGCGUCAAUAAGAUGAUGCAGACGCAUGCAGCUGAAGUUCAGAGGUGGAUGUUAGACAAGCUAGCGGCUCGUCAAGGUGGCGAUACAACUGACGACGAGAAGAUGACAUGA
This is a messenger RNA of Colletotrichum chrysophilum, 2232 nucleotides long. RefSeq lists its product as uncharacterized. The transcript has 2 exons. Gene Ontology annotation, biological process: chromatin organization. Gene Ontology annotation, cellular component: histone deacetylase complex. The coding region runs from base 1 to 2232 and encodes 743 amino acids. The record is from RefSeq and is a predicted model, not a curated record. Lineage: Eukaryota; Fungi; Ascomycota; Sordariomycetes; Glomerellales; Glomerellaceae. Gene Ontology annotation, molecular function: histone deacetylase activity.